AUGACAAAUCUUCUUGCAGGUGUCGCGCUCAUUACUGGGGCCGGAUCCGGUAUCGGCCAAUCAACCAGUAUGGCUUUCGCUAGGCAUGGAGUCCAGAAACUCGCACUUCUUGAUAUUGACGAUGCUGGAUUGGAAACUACGGCUGCUAUGAUAUCCCAGCAAACGAACAAGCGAGUGGAGUCACUGAAAAUUAAGAUUGACGUUAGCGAUGAGAAAGCGAUAGUUCAAGCGAUUCAGAAAGUAGUGGAUGCAUUUGGACGGAUCGACAUUGCCAUCAAUAACGCGGGAAUAGGAGGACCGAUUAUGGAUUCAACCAAGAUCUCCACUGAUGAAUUCCGUCGAGUUCUGGAUGUUAAUAUGAUUGGUCUAUGGGUCUCCCAGAGAGAGGAAAUACGACAAAUGCUUGCCCAAAGUCCCAUUGAAAUACGGUGGGAUAAAGGCGUUAUCGUGAAUAUGUCGUCUAUCUUUGGGCUUACUAGCCCGUCUGCGUCGACUCCUGCAGCACCAUACAACACCAGCAAGCAUGGCGUGAUCGCAAUAACAAGAAACGACGCGAAUUCGUUUGCCAAAGACGGCAUUCGAAUCAAUGCGAUAUGUCCGGGUUAUGUUACUACCAAGAACCUCGCGCAAGCGGUGACUGAAGACGAGGUUAUGCGCAAAGAACUUGAGAAGGUUCCUAUGGGUCGCCUUGCGGAUCCAUCCGAGAUUGCGGAAGCUAUUUGCUUCUUAGCAUCGCCAAUGAGUUCUUAUAUGAGUGGGGCGAGUCUUGUUAUCGAUGGGUAUUGCUAA
This is a messenger RNA of Ilyonectria robusta, 789 nucleotides long. RefSeq lists its product as uncharacterized. Bases 1 to 789 code for a protein of 262 amino acids. The transcript has 6 exons. The record is from RefSeq and is a predicted model, not a curated record. Gene Ontology annotation, molecular function: oxidoreductase activity, acting on the CH-OH group of donors, NAD or NADP as acceptor. NCBI's taxonomy places the organism in Eukaryota, Fungi, Ascomycota, Sordariomycetes, Hypocreales, Nectriaceae.